CCCAUUCAAAAUGUUCAAAUUCGCCGUUGUCAUCUUUGCUGUCAUCGCCUGUGCUGCUGCCAAGCCUGGUUUGAUUGGUGCUCCUUUGGCUUACACCGCACCAGCUGCCGUCGUUGCUGCCCCAGCUCCAUUUGUCACUGCCACCAGCAGCCAAGUUAUUGCACGCAACUAUAAUGGUAUUGCCACAGCUCCAAUUGUUGCCCCCGUUGCCGCUCCUGUUGUAGCCAAAACUUUCGCUGCACCAGUUGUUGCUCCCGUUGCUGCUCCUGUUGUUGCUAAGACCUUUGCCGCUCCCCUUGUUGCCAAUACCUUUGCUGCCCCAGUUGCUGCAGCCUACAGCACACCCUUCGUUGCCAGAUACGCUUCAGCUUACAGCACACCUUUGGCCUACUCUACACCAUUGACUUAUGCCGCCCCCGCUUUGUGGUAA
Musca vetustissima is the source of this 430-nucleotide messenger RNA. Its product is annotated as calphotin-like. The coding region runs from base 11 to 430 and encodes 139 amino acids. The transcript is spliced from 2 exons. NCBI's taxonomy places the organism in Eukaryota, Metazoa, Arthropoda, Insecta, Diptera, Muscidae. The record is from RefSeq and is a predicted model, not a curated record.